AAAUUCACUAAUUAUGUUAUAUUAUUUCGUUUAUGUUAUGUUAAUUAUGUCAUUACUUUUACCAUCUUCUUUGUUCAUCACUACUCUCUAAUUUUCCAUCUCUUCUAAAUCGCUUCCUCAUUUGCAAACAGUGGGUGUCAGAAUCGUUUUUAGUAUUUAAGAUGUUGUCAAAAAUAUCUUAUAGGAUUUGAGAAAUUUUUUAAUUUUAUUAUAUUUUUCGUUUCUAUGACUUCAAAUUUUGAGCAUACUUGUCAAUUCAAAAAGAAUUGAAUCAUUUGCAUUUGAGUCAAAAAAAAUGUAAUGUACAAAGAGAAGCUUCUUGAUUAUUUUAGAAAGAAAAGUACAUACUUCCUACAAACACCGACGACUAAACGAAGGAAAUUCGUUAUGGCUGCAUUUCGUUGUAUAUUCAACAAGUUGUCAUUCGGAGAAGAAGAAAUUAUUUGUGAGUUGACCCUGCGUAUUGAUGAACCUGUUUCACAAGUUGGUUAUCAUACUAGUACCACCAUCAUGUCCAUUUCGGUUAGUCAAAGUUAUGAUCGUACACAUAAACUAAAAUAUAAGAAAACAUCGCCAUUCGUUUAUCACCGAUUAAACGAGGACAACCGAACCAGUCUCCGGUUUCAUUAGCCAUGGCUGGCUGGCUAAUAGGGUCGGUCAGGGGCCCAACGACUCUCUGUAGACCCCAGUUGCCCCCUUCUUCCCAUUCCCCUUUCCUUUAUAUACCAAGAAAAGAAAGAUUCUCUCUCUCAACGGAACACGAGAAAUUGAAACCAAGCAACAAAACCACACACUCGUCUUUCGAUUUCCGCCCCCCGCUUCGUCGUCGUCGCCGCCGCCGCCGUUUUCGCGCCCGAGAAAACAACUCCUCAAAGUUCGCCGGAAAGAUCUGUUCCCUGAUUCCCUCCUUCUCACUCUCUGCAAAGUCAAGUAAGCGCCGCCCAAACUCUGUUUCCAUUUUUAGACUCUUUCUGUCUCCCUUUCCCCCCCACGGUUAGGUUGUGGAACUGAUCGAUUCUCUGAUGGAAAUGAAUCGAUUCUCUCUAUCUCUCGUUUCCCGCUCUGAUUUCAGCUGGUUCUGUUAUCGGUCUCAGCUUUGUUUCCCUCCUUGUUAUAGUUUUACUUGGUUGCUUUUCAUUUUUGAAAAAUUGGAUUAGCUGCUGGGAAUAAGCUUCCGGCAGAAGGAUUAGGGAUGAUCUGUGGAUCCGUUUCUUCUUUACUUUAAGCUCGUUUAUUCGGGGUUCAUUUCUAGAUUUGGUGGAGCUCAAUUGAGCUGAUCGGGGCUCCCGAAACCCGAUUCUGAUUAUAGCUUAAUCAAACAUUCUGCUGAUUUCAAUCAAUAAUUGGAUGAAAUGAUUAUAAAUUAUUAUCGUAAUUACUACCAAAUCUGACAUUAUCUAAUUUAAAAAAAUUCCCUUCUGGAACUUAAUAACAAUUAAGUGCAGUACUUAACUUUCGAUCUGGCUAGUAGCAAGCGUAGAAGCAAAAUAGUGGUUGCUUCCACUUCUAGUAUAGUCCUCCCUGCCGCUUCUGGUUUGCCAGUUGGAGGAGAAGGGGGUAAGGAACUAAUGAGCAGAAAACGUCGUCGUACAGCUAGAAGACCCAGCCAAGACGAAUAGAGGAUUUCGCCUUUUUGCUUUUUUUCCUUCAUUCGUGCACGCGCUUCAAAGUUAAUCUUGAUGAUGAUGAGGUUGGUGGAGAAAAGGAAAGGCAAUUUGAUGGCUGGAAUUGGGGGACGGUGGAGGAUUAGAUGUGGAAUGGGCAGCUCGGCUGGCUGCCCCGCUUUGAUGGCGACCUGCCCACCUCCAUCUUCUGCCCAAAUUUAUCCCAUAUUGUAAUAUAUGUUGGGGUAAACAAUGGAUGGUUGAUGAAGCAAGAAGCAUAACUAGGAUACUUACGUUUAACGUUUUCAACAAAAUGAUCAAAUAUAUACAUGGUGUGACAAGGGAGAUGAAUCGAAUCGAAUGACUAGUCAAUAAACUGUGGAGUAUAUUAAAGGUUGUGGCUUUUUUCCCGUGUAACGUGCUAGGCAGUUGUGCGAGCUAACUUUGCUGAAAUCGGCAAGAUGAUCGAUCAGGAAAAGGGAAGGGAAAUAAUAUAUUUGUCUUGAAAUUAUUUCUCAACCUAUUUAAUGGCAGCAUGUGCGUUCCAGGAAUUUGGUUGUUUUUUUUUUCUAGCAAUGGACGGUGCUGAUGCUAGAUCAGACAUCAGAUAUCAGUGUUCUUUCUUGGAAUUUCUUCGGCAGGACCAAGAAAUGUUAAAACGAAAUAAAAAAAAUAUUCCCCCCCACCUACCAAAGUUUGUAACUUUUAAUUUUUCUUCGACUGUUUAUCAUUAAUACUUACUUUGAUUGGAUGAAAUGUUGCAAUAUGGAAGGUUUUUGUUUAUUAGCUGAAGAGCUUCAACUGGAAACAGAAGAAGGUAGAGUUAAAGUUGAUUCCGUUGUGAUUUAGAGUUGAAAAACUGUAAAACUGAAAUAGUUAAAAGAGAUUGCAUAAUUGAUUGCUAAGAUAGUGGUAACAAUUAUGGCCUUUUGUUUCUUUGACCCAACAUUGCUGUUGCUUUCUGACUUUGUCGAUAUGUCAUAUGUGUAGUGUAUCCCUUGAACCCAAUUAAAAUAAUGAUACCAAAUUGUAAUCAUACCUUUGUUCCAACAUUAGGAAUAACUUAGUUGAAUACUAGAAUGAGAUGGCGAUGUUGUUAUGUAUUAAAUGGAUGGAGCUUCCCCUGGCCAUGGGUCAGGACCCUUGAUGUUGAAGUAUAUGGUCCACUGUUUUCCCCCUCAUCAAUUGUAUUUCUUUAGCCCUUAUGAGGUGUCUAUGUUGAGUGCAGAUUCGAUUUUCACUAUUAAUAGGGCCACCUAACUUUUCUCUCGUGGUUUGAUGAUGUAUCUGCACCUUAUCUUCCUUUAAUUGGUCAUCUUUUAGCUGAAAGCACAUAGCUUAUUUCCUAUAUCGGUGACAUCAGUAUUUGAUAAGAGCGAUCCUACUGUGAUAUCUGAGCCUGACGUUUAAGGCGAGUAUGUUUUGAUUAAUCUGAAUGAAAGCCUUUCAUAUGUUUGGUAUGGCACGGGCCCAGAUAGGAAGUGAUGGAAAAACCUCAGCUUGAUCAUUUGUUUAUGUAUGGUUGAGGCUUUGGUCUUGUGGGUUUUAGUGGACUAUGUACAAUCUCUAGUAGGACUGACGAAACCACAAAACUUCAAUUGGAAUUUGCAGAUAAGAUAUCUGGUUAGUGGAAUAUGGAAGACGAGACGCAAGUCACAUCAGAAGUCCCCAUGGUUAAGGUACCGCCGGCUGAGAGUAAAGCUGAUCUUAUUGAGGUUGCAAAUGGAGUCUUGCCGCAAGCAGAAAAGAAAGAGGAGGACGAAACUGAUGGAGAGUUCAUCAAAGUCGAGAAAGAAUCAUUGGACGUGAAAGACGGAGCUCAUGCACGCGCGGCAGCUUCCUCCGAGGAUGAUAAGCCAUCUAUGACCCGGGAAUCGCUAGAAGCCGAGGAGAAGAUCAAGGAGCUCGAAUUGGAACUCGAGAGAGUAGGCAAGGCACUGAAGAAGUCUGAGUCCGAAAAUUCGGCGGUCAAGGACGUAGUGUUGGUGGCAACAAAGAAGCUCGAGGGGUCCGAAACCCAGUACAAGGAGCUUGAGCUCGAUCACAAGAAGUUGCAGGAGCAGGUCAGUGAAGCUGAGGAGCGAUACGCUUCACAGCUGAAAAGUCUGCAGGAGGCACUCGAAGCACAGGAAUUGAAACACAAGGAAUUGGUCGAGGUUAAAGAAUCAUUCGAUGCUCUUACCUUGGACAUUGACAGCUCGAGGAAGAGAAUCGAGGAGUUGGAGAGCGGGCUCCAGCAAUCUAUUGAUGAUGCAAAGAAGUUCGAGGAGCUGCAUAAGCAGAGUGGCUCUGAUGCCGAGUCUCAUGCACAGAGAGCUUCCGAAUUCGAGAAGCUUCUCUAUGCGGCAAAGCUCAGUGCUAAAGAAAUGGAAGAUCAGAUGGGUUUGCUUAAGGAGGAGGUGACGGGUUUAUAUGCAAAGAUUGCAGAGAACCAGAAAGUGGAAGAAGCUCUUCAGAAUACUGCAACCGAGCUCUCCAAAGUUCAUGAAGAGUUUGCUCUUUCGAAAUCGCAAGUGGUUGACCUGGAACAGAGUCUUGCCUCGAAGGAAGCCGUUCUUAGCAAAUUGACUGAAGAUUUGGAGUCGGCAAAAGUUUCAGAGUCGAAGCUGAAGAAAGAUUUCGCAGCUCUCGAGAAUGUUGUCGCCAUUACUAAAGAAGAUCUUCAGGCAAAGGCUUCCGAGCUAGAAGAACUAGCGAAAAUUUUGAAGGAAAAGAAAGCUCUUGAAGCAACUGUGACAGAACUCGCCAACGAUGCAGCACAUGCAAAGCAGCUUUGCAGUGAUCUUGAAGAAAAGUUGAAGCUUUCUGACGAGAAUUUCUCCAAAACUGAUUCUCUUCUGUCGCAAGCACUGUCGAAUAAUGCAGAGCUCGAAGAGAAGCUGAAAUCACUGGAAGAGCAUCACACUCAAGCUGGAGCUGCUGCAGAGACUGCUACUCAAAAGAAUGUAGAGCUCGAGGACUUGAUUAAAGCUUCGAGUCAAGCAGCAUCUGAGGCCCAGACCCAACUCAGAGAGCUCGAGACGCGGUUCAUUGCAGCUGAGCAGAAGAAUGUGGAGCUCGAUCAACAGCUAAAUUUGAUCGAACUCAAGAACCGCGAUUCUGAGAGGGAAAUCGGAGAGCUUUCGGAGAAAGUGACUGAACUCAGUGGAUGUCUCAAAGAUGCAGAGGAACAAAAGAAAAGCUUGGCAAGUCAGAUUGAGGAAUCUAAAGGAAAGAUCACCAGUCUGGAUACGAGCUUAAGCGAGUCAUCAUCUCGAAACCUAGGGCUCGAAGAUGAGUUGAAGAAAGCCAUCGCGAAAGCUGAGGAUGCUGGGAAGAAGGUCAGUGAGCUGGAGUUAAUGCUCGAAGCAGAGAAGUACAGGAUUCAGGAACUUGAAGAGCAGAUCAGCACAGUAGAGAAGAAAUGCGUUGAGGCAGAAGGCGAUUCAGGUAAGCACAAGCUGAAGAUUUCUGAACUCGCAUCUGAACUCGAGGCAUUCCAAGCGAAAUCAUCCAGCCUUGAAAUGACACUUCAAAUGGCCUCCGAUAAAGAGAAGGAAUUGACGGACAGCGUGAAUCUGGCAGCAGAGGAAAAGAAAAGGCUGGAAGAUGCAUCGAUCAGUGCGAGUGAGAAGCUUAGUGAAGCUGAGAAUCUUGUCGAAGUCUUACGUAACGAGGUAAAUGUUACGCAAGAAAAGUUGCAAAGCAUUGAGAAUGAUCUAAACGCUGCUGGGUUGAAGGAAAGCAACAUAAUGACUAAGCUCAAAGAUGCUGAGGAGCAACUGGCAGAACAAGGGAAGCUGUUGGAUGAAACGUCAGCGAGAAAAUCGGAGCUUGAAUCAUUAACUGAAACAUUGACUAUGAAUUCAGAAUUGAAGCUUCAAGAAGCUAUUGCAAACUUCAGCAGCAAGGAUUCUGAGGUCAAAUCCAUGUUUGAGAAGCUGCAGAAGCUUGAAGAGCAAGUUAAGACAUAUGAGACCCAGUUGGCUGAAGCAACUGAAAGAUCUGCUUCUUUGAAGGAAGAAUUUGAUUCAUGUUUCCUGAAGGUGGCCUCAACAGAAACUGCCAAUGAAGAACUCAAGAGUAAGAUCACGGAAGCAGAAGCACAAGCUUCAAAUGCUAUGUCAGAGAACAACGAGCUGCAGGUCAAGGUUGAGGAACUGAAGAAACAGCUGGAUGCCGCUCUAUCAGAGAAGGAUACCACAACCCAACAACUUGCUUCUCAUAUGACUGCAGUAACUGAGAUAACCGACAAGCAUUCGAGAGCAAUAGAGCUCCAUUCCGCAACUGAGUCUCGGAUGCUGCUAGCAGAGACAAAUUUGCAGGAGGCCACUCAGAAGCUAGCUAAGAAGGAUUUAGAAACGAAAGAUUUGAAUGAGAAGCUCAUUGCUCUUGAAGCUCAGGCGAAGUUCCACGAAGAACAGGCUGCUGAAACGCAUGGAAGCUCACAAGCAACGAAGAUUGAACUAGAGGAAAGUCGAGAGAAGCUGAAGCAUCUACAGGCAGUCUUUGAGGAGCUGCAAGCGAAGUCGGGUCAUUUUGAGAAGGAGAGUGGUGGGCUAGCUGAGGCAAAUUUGAAGCUAGCGGAAGAGUUGGCUUCAUACGAGUCCAAAUUAAGUGAUUUGCAGUCGAAGCUCUCUGCAGCUUUGUCUGAGAAGGAUGAAACUGUGGGAGAGCUUCAGUCUUGUAGGAAAACCAUUGAUGAUCUGUCGCAGCAGCUCUCUGCAGAAGGAGAGAAGUUACAAUCCCAGAUAUCAAAGGUUAUGGAAGAGAAUAGCCAGCUUAAUGAAGUCCACCAUAGUGCAAAGAACGAGCUCCAAUCGAUCAUUGACCAGCUCACGGAUCAACUGAAACAGCAGAAGCAGAAGGAAGAUGCCACAAAGUCAGAGAUGGAAGCUCUCAAUGCAGGAAUUAACGAGAAGUCGACAUUACAGGCCCGUCUCAAGGAGGUUGAGGAACAACUGAUGAAAGCUGAAACUCAACUGAAGGAACAGAGAGGCACCCUUGAAGGUCUAGACGCCAAGAACAAACAAGUCUCGUCUCUGGAGCAGCAAGUGAAAGAUCUUGAACAGAAACUGCAGCUCGCCGCAGCCAAAUCAGUUGAGAAGCAGGGCGAAAACAAGGACGGAGUGGAGAUCAAAUCGAGAGACAUUGGUGGAGCCAGCCCUUCAACUCCAUCAAAAAGGAAGACCAAGAAGAAGCUACAAGGUCAGUCCUCCUCAGCAUCUGCAGAGACCCUUACCACUGCAACGUCGGUUGAAGGUUCAGGAGCCAUGAAUAUCAAGUUGAUCCUGGGAGUUGCCCUCAUAUCCAUCAUCAUUGGUAUAGUUCUUGGCAAGAAAUACUAGAAAAUACCAUUCUUUUUUAUAGGUGUGGCAUCAUUACAGAGUUUCUAUUUGUAUGGUUUCUUUUCCUUUUGGGGGGUUAUCUUUCUUGUUUUACUUUUCAAAUUUAUGCUGGGUUGAUAGCUUCAUUUUAGUUACAAGCCAGGAGGAAGAAGGUUUCUUUCUUAUGUAUUGGUGUUCUUUUUGGUUUAAAUUUGGGCAGGGUUUUGUUUUGUUUUGUUUCCCUUCUAAAGGUUGUUAUCCCUUGUCCGAAUUCCAGAAAAAGCCUAGAUGAAAAAAGUGUGAGGUUUUGA
Molecule: messenger RNA, 7221 nt
Organism: Linum trigynum
Lineage: Eukaryota; Viridiplantae; Streptophyta; Magnoliopsida; Malpighiales; Linaceae
Source: the annotation of a GenBank genome assembly